AUGGGCUCCGUACGCGAUCCAGACGUCAUUGUCAAAGACGUCUCGGCAGUACCUUCGGGUGGCACGUCUAAAUCAGACUCACUUGAUUUGAAGACCGAACCCGGCCAUGGCAUGUACGACAGUCCUUCCGACUCUUCUCCAGAACCAGAGGCCAGUGCAGGCGUUGGACCACAGAACGACAAGACAUCGCAGGAUCCAGCGCCUCCGGUAAAGAGAAAGGGUGGACGAAAGCCGAUCUACGCAACAUCAGAGGAACGCAAGCAAAGGAACCGGCAGGCCCAGGCAGCGUUCCGAGAACGACGUACAGAGUACAUCAAGCAACUGGAGACUACGAUCCAACACCAUGAAGAGCAACUUCAGAGCCUACAACAGAGUCAUCGUCAAGCCGCCGACGAAUGCCUCAUGCUUCGCUACAAGACUCGCUAUUAG
Messenger RNA from Cyphellophora attinorum, 429 nucleotides. RefSeq lists its product as uncharacterized. The transcript has 2 exons. Bases 1 to 429 code for a protein of 142 amino acids. Lineage: Eukaryota; Fungi; Ascomycota; Eurotiomycetes; Chaetothyriales; Cyphellophoraceae. Gene Ontology annotation, molecular function: DNA-binding transcription activator activity, RNA polymerase II-specific; transcription cis-regulatory region binding. Gene Ontology annotation, cellular component: RNA polymerase II transcription regulator complex. The record is from RefSeq and is a predicted model, not a curated record.